This is a messenger RNA of Chlamydomonas reinhardtii, 1672 nucleotides long. RefSeq lists its product as uncharacterized. The record is from RefSeq and is a predicted model, not a curated record. The transcript has a single exon. The coding region runs from base 90 to 653 and encodes 187 amino acids. NCBI's taxonomy places the organism in Eukaryota, Viridiplantae, Chlorophyta, Chlorophyceae, Chlamydomonadales, Chlamydomonadaceae.
GCUGGGAGCACGAGUUCAUCCUGCCGCGGAAAGACCUGCUGGACAACAUCAAGGCAUGUGUGGUCGGCCGGAAGCGGGUCUGCCACUCCAUGCUGCGGCAGGCCGACACCAGUUGCACGGAGGUGCUGGUGCGCGGCUUUGCCUGGAGCAUCAGCCUGCAGCACGGCCUGCCGUACGGGUCAGCAGACGUGGGCAUGUACCUGAUGUGCAACGUGCCGCCUGUGAUGCUGGGGCCCGGGCUUAAGGAGGGAGAGCUGCCGGGUAUCGCCGCGCCGCACGCCAAGUUGGAGGUGUUUGGUGGCAACGCGGCCGGCGGCGCCCCCUGCACCCUCAUGUCGCUCAAGUACACGGCACGGCGCGACAGCCCCUAUCUGGGCAAGGGCUGGGGCUACGCCAAGGUCAACCUUCUGCCGGGGCUGGGUGAGGCGGCCGUGUCGGCGGCUGUGACGGCGGCGGAUACGGUGCUAGAGUCACUGGCGGUGGCAGAAGGCAAAGGCGAAGGGCAGCAGGGCCAGGGGGAGCAGGAGCAGCAGCAGGCAGGGAUGCCGUCGAUGGCGGAGGAGGUGGAGCAGGCGCUACUGGCUCCGUGGGAGCAGGCGCUUGUGGACGGCCGCGUGUCGGGCAAGAUCACCUUUUACCGCUACAUCAACUAAAGCUGACUGGGAUUCAAAGACACUGGCUGGGAUAGGGAUGGCGGCAGGACACGGUACAGCACUGGCGCGUGCGUGUGCUUGGUGCGUCAGGGGUGUGAUGGCUGCUGCCCUGACUGUUGGCGUGCCGAGACCAGUGCGAGCUGGCACGUGUGCACAAGCAUGCCAUGUGGUCUGCGUGCGUGGGUGUAACUGGCGAGUGCGUGGGUGCAGCCCAAGGUGCAGCCUUCCUAAAUAGAACACUUGCAUGGGAGGAUUCGUUGGACACCGGUAAUGGCAGUGCACGCUGUGUGGCAUGCAACGUGCUGGAUUCUCGAGCGUGCGCCGUGGGCUAAAACCGUCAGCGUGCCAUGUGUGUAGGCGCAUGCAAUGUGAUCUACGUGAUUGUGGAGGCGCGCUUGGUUGCGAGCGUGCGCGCAGGUUGAUGAGUAAGCCGCCGAGCAGUGAGUGGAUCCAGCGAGCAGGCGGGCAGGUGGCGUGCAUGGCCGCUUGGUGGGUACGCGCGGACGGCAUGCUUAGUGUUUGCAAGUUGGAAGGCACCAAUGACCAAGCAAGGCACGAGUGAACAAGAGGCUGCCAUAGGCCGAGGUAGUAAUUCACAAGUACGGUGCCGUAACUGUGCGCCUGCCUCGGGAAUGCUCGAGGCAGGACAAAUGCGGUUGAUGCUUGGGUUGGGCCUGUCAUGUCUGACUGGGCGGCACUGGUGUGCAUUGACGUUAGUUGUGGUCGGGAGCACUGCGCUGGAGCGAGGGCUGGCGGGCACCUAUGCGGUCUAGGGGAGGUGUUGGUCCUAUCUAUAACCCUUGGUAAAGCUUGGGAGUCGUAUUUGCUAAUCGAGACGCCCAGGCCGGCACCUCCAGCAGGCAGGCCACAGACUGUGGGUGGUUUGCCAGCACGUGCACGCAACUGCUUUGCCAUACGUCGCUCUCCGACACUAAAGGUAUUUGUGGAGGAACGAGGCUUCUUGCAUUCGUCCCUGUCAACUGCCUAUGAGCUUGUUGAGUAUUGCCAUCAAUGCAGCG